Molecule: messenger RNA, 1959 nt
Organism: Papaver somniferum (opium poppy)
Lineage: Eukaryota; Viridiplantae; Streptophyta; Magnoliopsida; Ranunculales; Papaveraceae
Product: protein NUCLEAR FUSION DEFECTIVE 4-like
Exons: 1
Coding region: 35-1798 (587 amino acids)
Cellular component (GO): membrane
Source: RefSeq, a predicted model, not a curated record
CCACCAGUCAAGCAGCUAGCUAAAUUUCACAUAUAUGGAAACUGUGAACUCUAGUAGUAUCAAGAGUGGUCAUGGAGUACUGCAACUACUGUGGAAGGUAUACCGUGGUCGUUGGUUCAUGGCCUUCUCUUCUUUCUUGAUUAUGUCAGCAGCAGGAGCAACAUAUAUCUUUGGCGUAUACUCAACUGAUAUCAAAUCGUCACUUGGUUAUGACCAAACAACUCUUAAUCUAAUAAGCUUUUUCAAAGAUUUAGGUGCAAAUGUUGGCAUCUUAUCUGGUCUAAUCAAUGAAGUUACACCACUAUGGGUUGUCCUUUCCAUUGGAGCUACCAUGAAUUUCUUGGGUUAUUUCAUGAUAUGGCUUAGUGUGACAUCUCGUAUAUCGAAGCCUCAAGUAUGGCAGAUGUGUCUUUACAUUUGUAUUGGUGCCAAUUCUCAAGCUUUUGCUACUACCGGUGCUUUAGUAACAUGCGUUAAAAAUUUCCCUGAAACUAGAGGAGUAGUUUUUGGAUUGUUAAAAGGUUUUAUAGGUUUAAGUGGUGCUAUUAUUACUCAACUUUAUCUUACUUUUUACGGUGAUGAUUCCAAGAGUUUAAUCUUGCUAAUUUCCGUUCUUCUUGCUGGUAUUUCACUGUUAUCUGUUCAUACUAUCAGAAUUAUGAAAGUUGUUCGACAAAUGAAUGAGCUGAAAGUGUUCUAUAACUUCCUGUAUCUCUCAUUAAUUCUUGCCGGGUUUUUAAUGACUAUCAUCAUAGUUGAGAAAACUGUUCCUCGUUUUUCUACAAAUGAGUAUAUUGGAAGUUCAGUUCUUAUUAUCCUCUUAUUGUUUUCUCCUCUUCUCGUUGUAGUUAACGAAGAGAUUCGUCUCUGGAAGUUCGAAAAGCAGUUUGAAUUAUCAAAAAGUGGUACUACAAUGGAAGCAACGGCUAUUGAACUUCCACCAAAUUCUGGACCAGAACCAGAUCCUAUACUUACUGCGCCAAGGAGGAGCCAAUCGUGCUUUUCCACUAUGUUUCAGCAACCAAACAGAGGAGAAGACUUUACAAUGUUGCAAGCACUUGUGAGUAUUGAUAUGUUCAUUUUAUUCUUGGCAACAACUUUUGGUGUUGGUGGGACAUUAACUGCAAUUGAUAACCUGGGACAAAUCGGUUCUUCACUAGGCUAUUCCACCACUGGCAUAAGCACUUUUGUAUCACUAGUAAGUAUAUGGAGUUAUCUCGGUCGAGUUUUUUCAGGGUUCACUUCCGAAAUCCUUCUACAGAAGUACAGCUUUCCUCGAUCAUUAAUGCUUUCAUUGAUACUUUUAAUCUCUUGCGUGGGUCACCUUCUGAUCGCUUUCGCGUUCCCAGGUUCUGUUUAUGUAGCUUCAGUGAUAAUAGGAUUCUGUUUUGGUGCCCAAUGGCCAUUAUCAUGUGCCAUCAUAUCUGAAAUUUUUGGGCUAAAAUAUUUUUCCACUUUGAACAAUUUUGGUUCCAUUGCAAGUCCAAUUGGAUCCUAUAUACUAAAUGUUCGUGUCGCUGGGCGUCUUUAUGAUCAGGAGGCGGAUAAACAGAUGAAAGCUUUAGGACUCACUAGGACGGAAGGAAAGGCCUUAUCUUGCCAUGGUGUUCUCUGUUACACGCGUUCUUUUAUUAUAAUCACUGCUACAACAAUUUUUGGGACACUAAUCUCAUUGGUUUUGGUCUGGAGGACAAGAAAGUUUUACAAGAGUGAUAUCUACAAGAAGUUCAGAGAGCCGCAGGUGUCUGAAUCAGGAAAUGACAUCCCACUGUCAGGAUUAAGAGAUGCUGCAAAAUAGAUUGUUCACUGUAAAACUUAUCUCAAGGCAGAUGAGUUGUUUUGAGUGAAAAGAAGUAGAUAAAAUGUACAUCAGAAAAUGAAUGAAAAGUUAAAUAACAUAUCUUUGAACAAGAUUCUGGAUGCACCAAGAAGCUGACUGUCCUGUACUCAUUCCCAUCA